Molecule: messenger RNA, 1563 nt
Organism: Penicillium malachiteum
Lineage: Eukaryota; Fungi; Ascomycota; Eurotiomycetes; Eurotiales; Aspergillaceae
Product: homoserine O-acetyltransferase family protein
Exons: 1
Coding region: 1-1563 (520 amino acids)
Biological process (GO): L-homoserine metabolic process
Molecular function (GO): homoserine O-acetyltransferase activity; L-serine O-acetyltransferase activity
Source: RefSeq, a predicted model, not a curated record
AUGCGUUCGCUCCAGAGUGCCACUCGCUCGGCCUCGCGUACCCUUCGCGCCGCUCAAUGGCGACCCAGCGAGCCCGCCUCGAUACUUACCGGCGCACAUCGGCCGUUAUCGGCGCAUUCCCGAUUGCUACAUGCAGCACCACCGCGGAAGUCUUCCUCAGUGACCAUGAAGGAUUCCUCCAAUCCUGCCAUGUCGUUCCCCUGUUUGGAUGCCCAAGAAGCCAAAUCAGCUAUGCUUACAGCACGCUCGCUUGAGUCCGGACCCGAGCCUUCUUACACUACUGGUCAGCAUGAAAGCUUCCACUGCGACCAGCCGCUUCUACUUGAUUGGGGCGGCGUAUUACCGGAAUUCGAUAUUGCGUACGAAUCAUGGGGUCAACUUAAUAGUGAUAAGAGCAAUGCGAUCCUCCUGCAUACCGGUCUAUCAGCAUCCAGCCAUGCUCACAGUACUGCGUCAAACCCUAAGCCUGGCUGGUGGGAGAAGUUCAUUGGACCCGGUCUGCCUCUGGAUACCGAUAAAUACUUUGUGAUCUGCACCAAUGUGCUGGGUGGCUGUUACGGAAGCACGGGACCUUCUUCAAAGGACCCGUCAGACGGAAAGCGAUAUGCUACACGGUUCCCGAUUCUUACACUGGAGGAUAUGGUCCGGGCUCAAUUCCGCCUUCUAGAUGGCUUGGGUAUUCAGAAGCUUGCUGCAUCUGUCGGAUCCAGCAUGGGAGGAAUGCAGAGUCUAGCAGCUGGUGUGCUGUUUCCUGAGCGAGUUGGCAAGGUUGUCAGUAUUAGCGGCUGUGCUCGUAGUCACCCAUACAGCAUUGCUAUGCGACACACACAGCGACAGGUAUUGAUGAUGGACCCCAACUGGGCGCGUGGAUUCUACUAUGAUGCUAUUCCUCCACACUCUGGCAUGAAGCUGGCGCGUGAAAUCGCUACUGUCACAUACCGCAGUGGACCCGAGUGGGAAAAUCGGUUCGGUCGUCGCCGUGCUGAUCCCACAAAGCAGCCUGCUCUAUGCCCCGACUUCCUCAUUGAGACAUACCUUGACCAUGCUGGUGAGAAGUUCUGUCUUGAGUAUGAUCCUAAUAGUCUGCUCUAUGUCUCCAAGGCCAUGGAUCUGUUCGACCUCGGCCAUGCCCACCAAGUCGAGACUCGUCAGCGUCGUGCAGAAUCUGAGACCCGUAUUGCGCAAGGUGAAGUUUCAAGGGUCUCCGAUACUUCCUGCAGUUUGACAUUACCUGAGAAGCCAUACGAGGAGCAGCCUGAGGCUGCUGCCACCGUGCCUCCACACGAUGAAUCCGUUUCCUCCGGUGGGGUGGAAGGCCCGCCCAGUGACCUCGUGGCAGGUCUUUCGCCUCUAAAGGACCAUCCAGUCCUUGUUAUGGGUGUUGCUAGCGAUAUUCUCUUUCCAGCAUGGCAACAACGUGAGAUUGCCGAAACUCUGCGCGCUGGUGGUAACCAGAACGUUGAGCACAUUGAGCUGGGCGAGGACCUGUCUCUUUUCGGACACGACACAUUCCUUCUCGAUCUUAAAAACAUUGGUGGUGCACUGGGACGGUUCUUGAAAUAA